UGACCUUGAGCGCCCUGCGCAACAUUCUGUUUAACUGUGAAGCCAGCCGAGCAAGAUUAUUGUUCUGUCCAGGCAAAUCUCGAUUUAUCUCCCAUAUGUACGUAGUUUUUUUUAGAUAAAUAGUAGUGUAGAACAAACUCAGAAUCGUGGGGCGUAAAGAUGCCUCUGUUUGGUAAAAAAGAUUUUGGUAGAAAAUCCAAAAAAGAUGCUCGAGAUUCAGAGAAGCAACCGUCAAUUGAGGACAAAUAUACCGUGAAGGAUCUAUUGGGUACAGGAGCUUUUUCGGAAGUGCGUUUGAUAGAGAGUAAAGAGAAUGGUCAACUCUUCGCAUGCAAAAUUAUCGAUAAGAAGGCUCUUAAAGGCAAAGAAGAUUCCCUAGAGAAUGAAAUAAGAGUAUUAAAACGGUUUAGCGAACAAGCGAAAGGUGAGGGUGGAGAGAAAAAAAUGUUCUCCCAUCCUAAUAUCGUCCAGUUGCUAGAAACAUAUGAGGACAAAAAUAAGGUGUAUCUUGUAAUGGAACUAGUGACUGGAGGUGAAUUGUUCGAUCGCAUUGUAGAGAAAGGUUCUUAUACCGAAAAAGAUGCUUCAAAUCUUAUAAGACAGGUGCUGGAAGCAGUAGAUUACAUGCACUCACAAGGAGUAGUACACAGAGACUUGAAGCCUGAAAAUCUUCUGUAUUACAGUGCAGAUGAGGAUAGUAAAAUUAUGAUCAGUGAUUUUGGUUUAUCUAAGAUAGAAGAUUCGGGAAUUAUGGCUACUGCUUGUGGCACACCUGGUUAUGUUGCUCCUGAAGUACUGGCACAGAAGCCAUAUGGCAAAGCUGUAGAUGUGUGGAGUAUAGGUGUUAUAUCUUACAUUUUGCUUUGUGGAUAUCCUCCAUUUUAUGAUGAAAAUGAUGCCAAUUUAUUUGCCCAAAUAUUGAAGGGUGACUUUGAAUUUGAUUCACCAUACUGGGAUGAUAUUAGUGACUCUGCCAAAGAUUUCAUAAAGCAUUUGAUGUGUGUAGAUGUGGAAAAGAGGUAUACUUGCAAGCAAGCUUUGGGACAUCCCUGGAUUUCAGGAAACGCUGCCAGCAACAAGAAUAUCCAUGGAACAGUAUCUGAACAGCUCAAGAAAAAUUUUGCUAAAUCACGUUGGAAACAGGCAUACCAUGCUACAACAGUCAUCCGUCAAAUGCAGAAGAUGGCAUUAAAUAGCAGCAGCUCAAGUCGCAAUGCCAAUGCUCAGACUAAACAAUAGCUGUUUCACUCUGAUUACCGUCGCCAUCCACCAUUAUUAUGCCUGCUUAAUAAGGUACUUAAUAUUAUUGUAUUUCACACUUAAAUUAUGACCAAAACUGGUUUGCACCAGUUUGUUAUUGACACAAUAUUUGUGACACCUACUAUAUUGAUAGUUGGUGUCAUAGUAAUUGAAAUUCAUUGGUUAAACAGUCACUAGCAGACAGAGAUUUGUGUCAUCUCUGAAUAUAUUGCUGCAUAUAUUAUAUAUAAUUCAUGCUUAAUAUAUUUAUUCAGAAACAUUGCCUAUAAGUAUACAUUGAAUAAGCAUGUGUAAAUUCAAAAUCAACGAAAUGUUAUAAGACAGUAUGUCUAGUCAUUUAAUAUCAUUUCAACUUCUAAGUAUAAAAUAAAUUUUAAAAAUAUCAUUGAAUUCUAUGAUAAUACUAGAUGUAUUACAUAUAGGAAUGCGUUUCUGACAAAAUAUUAUUUAAAAAUAUCCUUUCUAUCACUAUUUUGAAUCUCAUACUUGACAUCUGGAUAAAUAUUAUUUUUAUUAAUGAAUUUACAGUAAAAUAUUUAUAUAUUAUCUUUCUUCAUUUCUAAUACAGAUGAAAGAUUAUUAUCAGUAAGUUUAAUAAGAUUUACAUGUGAUGUCUUAAAGGUCACCAUAUAUGAGAUGUAUUUUUUUAAUAUAUUUUAUAUAUGUGGGCAUAAUAUAGUUUAUUAUCUAUUAGUAUUUAUUUAUUUUUCUCAGUCUUUUAUAUAAUAACAGAACUCAACAGAAUAUCUUGGUGUUAGUGUUGCUGUAAGUCUUAAAAUAACUUCGCCAUCUAAGUAUCCUUGUGUGAAGCUCCUUUACACUUUUAUAUGGUUUUAUUAACCAUAGGUGACAUGACUCGUUUCCAUAUUAACAUGUAACUUGAACCCAUGGUUCUAGACUGAUUUUUGUCUAUCAUCUGUAAUAGGAUUUAUCUAACACUGUGUUAUAUUUUCUUCAUCUGUCUUGUUAUAGAACUGACUAAAACCUUUAUAUCUAAUCACUUUUGAAUUAUGAAAUAUAUACUUAGUUAGGUUAAAGAAAUCUUCUCUUUUAAAGAUAACUGACUAAUUCUUAGGUAUGGUGAUAAUCAUUAUAAUAAUAAUGUUAAUGUUAAGAUCUGUUGACAAAUUUCAUUAGAGAUAAAUUGAUGAGGUGAUGAUUAUUAAAAAAUCAUGGUUAGUUAUGUUUAAAAUAUAAUAAUCAAUAACAAAUAUAAAUAUGCAUUAAAAUGUUAACUCAUUACUACAGUAGAUUGAACUUUUAACCAAAUAUCUAAUGUGAUUCUGGUCGUCAAAUAAUUUAUAUAAUCUAAUCACAUAUAUAGCAUUCUAUUUAAACCUUCACAUACCAUGGUAGUUGUUUUAAUGUUGAUUGAUGACUAAGCAUAUAAAAUUAUAUUCCUAGUGUAAGUUUAAUGAUUCUAAAUCCUUCCUAUCUGGUUAUAUACAAAAUACCAAAUUAUACAUAGAUGAAAUAUUAGAGAUAAUUUGUAUAAAUGCACUGUUAGAUUCAUCAUAAUAAUCUGUAGUAUCUGCAACUAAAACUAACAAUAUAUAAAGCGCAUCUUAUAGUUUUCCGUUAUCAUUCAUUACACUGGCCUAAUGAUUGAUGAAAUUGUAUCCACAUGCCAGAAAUGCUAGAAGUGAAUAUAAAUUGCAGGUUUAUUAGUCACAAAGGUAAGAUAAGAGGUACUUGGUACUUUAUGAUGAUACUAUCUACCUGCAAGACUGAUAUAUUGUGACAGUUGUGAAAGUUUUAAUAUGUUAAAAAACUAGUCUCUCUUCUCAGGAAUAGAUGAAUCUCAUAUCAUCAGGCUUUUUUAAGAGUUACAAUUUUAACAAUUUUUACUAUGUAAUAAAUAUGAUAGUAAUGCUAUUCUUUAUAAAAUCUAUAUUUCAUAUUAAUGAAAAAUAAUAUAUAAUCAUAUCAAAAAUCGACAUUCCUUUUAUAAAAUAUUGGCGUAGUUUUGUAGCAAAUUUUAAUUUUUAUUAAACAUUCCUAAUUUCAGUAUUGUUUACAAAAUUUUUGUAAUUUCUAUUUCAAGAUUUCAUUAUUAUAUUCAUGUGAGUAAUCAGUCAUUUAUUUUUAACAUUUCUAUGCCAUCUUUAACUAUACUUUUAUGACAUCUAGAAUUUAAAAUUAUAAUUCUGUAUAUCUUGUGCCAUAUUACAGCACACUCAGCUCUAUACCACACAUUUUUUAAUGAAUACCUGUAGGUUUUAACCAUACAUUUACGAAACAAAACCGAAAAUUAAUCGGUACAAUCGGGGACAAUAGAAUUCAUAAAUCAAAUUAUGUUCUCUAAUAAUAUGGCUUUUGUUGUCAGACAUUCCAAUGUGCUUUUAUUUUUCGUACAAAUUUUGUAAAAAUAUAAUAUUCGUGAUAAUGAAAAGACAAAAUUGAACAUUUUUCAUAUACUUCCAGAUUAUAAUUUAUAAAUAAAUAUAUUGAAAAAAUAUACUGUAUAUUUUGUACAGGAAUGUCUGUUUUUUUUUUUAAUAUAUGGUUUUAACUUUGGUGUUUUAGUUUAGUUUAAUAAAAAUAAGCAUUGUAAUAGGAAAAAUUGGAAACUCCAGAAAAUUUCUAAUCUGAGAAAAUUUUCUUUCUAAUAGAGAUUUUCUGGAGCUUUAUUUUGCUAAAAUCAAAUUGCUUAUUUGCUCUUAUCGUGUGUAUUGUUAGUAAUUUUCUUUUGUUUUUUUUUUUAUAUUUUGGACAUAAAUAAUUUAAUUUUCGACAAAAAAUAUUCCGUUAUUGUCAAUUUAAGUACCUUUUUUAUAUUUCAAUUAUAAUAUCUGUACACUCGGAAUUGUCAAAAUUAUGUUGGCAGAAUUGAAAAAAUCCGCUUGCUUUCCUCUCUUUUUUUCAUGGGCAAAUUCGUUAUGGUCGAUUAUACAUAUUUUUAAAUACACAAUCUGAAUUUAACACAAGUGACUUAAAUGACAGAACAUUUAUUAAACAGCUCUACUAAUCACUGGAUUGAGCUGCUGACCCGAAGGUUCUAUCUACCGAUAGUAUCUCAUUAUUAUCCUCGGAUAAUACGUGAAGCAAUUGAAAUUAGGAAAAAUCCGAAAAAAAUCAAUAAGGAAGAUAGAUAUAGACUUUCAACAGCAUGGAAUCCAGUGAUAAGUACACAAAAAACACACGAUAAUUUGUUUAAACGCAGUGUAGAUACCGUGAGUGCGGUGUGUAGGGUGGCUCUAGAUAAUAACGGUAACAAAGUGAGGGUACCCGAAGAGACUGCGCGAGUUGCCAGGCGAAGACGCCGUUCACUUUAGCCCUGUCGUGAUCAUGACGUGGUGCAAUCCACGUCGGAACAUCGGUAAUAAAGAAGCAGGUACUAUUUACCUGUAAAAGCUAGUUAGUGCUGUAAAGCUAGUUGUAGUGCCGAGGUUGCGCGUACGUAUUUGCAUUAUAGCGCAACUCUGAUGGGUAUGGCCUCUUGUGUGGAUUUUUCAUUUAAACACGCUUGUGCUCCUUCUUAUCUACCUCCCUGGCAUCAGUGCCAAUUCUGGCAGCAUACCAACAUUUUUGACGUCCGUAGGUAUAUAGUUAUAAUAAUCGAGUAUAAAUAAGGGUUGUAUUCUAUUAAUAGGUUUGACAGGCGUGAUUUAUUUCUCAUUAUUAGUUUUGAUUUAUGCAUUGUCAUUUAGCAAUUUAAUGUUAAACUAUAUUUAUAAUUUAAUAAGCGUAACAUUCCAAUGGUAUACUGUUCAUGAUCAUUUUUAAACUUCAUAGUUUUAUUGGGUAUCAAUAAGUAAGGUAUUACUAAUUAUACACACACGUUGAAUUAGUUGACAUAUAUCAUAAUAAUAUAUUAAACAGUACUAUGUGAUUUGGAAAAGAUACAUAUUUGUUGGAAUAAAAAAUGUAUCUGCCGUCCAAGAAUUGAAAUUAGUGUUUUGUAAAAUAAUGCCUUCAGUUAAUUUUGUACUUAUUAAGUACAAAUAAAUAUUUUUUGCUUGUUUAUAAUGAAUUUAAAAUUCCUAAUAUUUCUUCAAACGGGAUUGAUGUACAAUAUUCAAAAUAAAUAUGGCAACUCUGUUGCACAUAUUAAUACAAGUAAGUCUUCCUUUGUCUUAUUUGAUGUUUGCUAUGACCCCAAACUGUUCCAUAAUUUAUUGUUGCCACUAACUAUAAUAAUGCACGUAAAUUUUUAAUUAACUAUUAUUCUUGUUCUUGAAUGUUUUAUUAUAAAUCCUAAAAUAUAUUAUUAAAUUAACGUUGAUGGCGCUACUGGUUAAUCAUUUUAAACAAUUUAUCUCUUUAGAUAAUCCUAAAUUAUUUAUUUAUAUUUACAAUUCCAAUAUUGAUUGAAAAAUUUAUUUAUUACUGUGACUACUACACAUAUAUCAACAAUAUGAAAAAUAAAAUUUCCUUUAAAUAUAAAAAAUAAUAUAUAAAUAUACACAUGAAUGUAAAAAUAAGGCUUUCAAGUUGCAUACUUGUAUUAAAUAGUGCUUGAUUGUUAUAAAGCAGUGCAUUGCUUGAAUUUUAAAUAAUUUAAGUGUAGUAAUAUUCACUAAAUAAUCUUCUAAAUGCGCCUUAAUAAUCUGUGUAACUUAAUAGUUUUUGUGUGGUCCUUGUAAUGUUACUUUAGUUAUAAGAUCACUCUGUUAUAUUGACAACUAGUUUCUAAUAUUGUAUAACUUAGAAAUUCUUGUAUUUGUGCUUCGUUAAGUCUUAAGUGCCAUUCUUUUAAUUAAUUAUAAAUUAAUGUUUCUUUUUUUUUUAAUCGUAUGUAAACUACAUACAGUAGAGGUUUUUUGUCGAUGCCUUUGUAUAAGUAGUGCUCCGAGAGAGUAGGGUUGAGUUGUAGUCUAAAUUAAAUGGCAAAUUAGCGGUUAAAUUACGCACAAUUUUUUAUAAUAUUAAUGUAAUAGCGCCACUAAUUUAAAUAUAAGUUUCUUUCUGCUCUUUAUUAUUUUGUUGGAACGAUUUCGGUUUUUGCACAAACAUAUCUUUCGAAAAUGUAUAAAAUAGUUUUAAAUAUAUUAUAUAGACAUGUUAUUGUGGAUCUUGCCGUAUUUUUCCUGUUAAGCGUAAUAUUACUUUAAAUAAUAUUAAAGUUGCUCUCUCUUUUCUUGUUGACGCUAAGACCUAACGAGAGAAGUUAUUAAAAUACAUAUACUCGUAAAUGUUCAAGCUAAUGAAUAUAUAUGGUGAAGCAGGAACUUGGAGAAAUAAUGAAUAAUCAUUUCAUACUUACAAUUGUGUUGAAGAUGCAUUACCACCAAAUAUAAAACUUGUAUUAUAUAUACAAGUAUAAAAAAUGUUUUUUUUCCUUUGUGUAAAUGUCACGAUAAACUGUUUCCAUUAAAAUAUAUGUCAUAUACAUAUUUUUGCGAUAUGUAUGUAUAUAUUGGUGGAAACGGAGGGUAUUCCAAUUAUAAUAAUAUUAAAAUUACUUCUUUCGUUGGUCAGUCUAGUUCAGUUUGUUCACUGUGCCAAAUUCAUAUUACAAGCAGUGAUGAAUGUUUGUAUAAUUGAUAUAUUUUUAAAUUAUGACAUUUACCACAACAAUGAAAUAACAGUGCUAAGUAAGAUGUUCAAGUUCCUUGUAACUUAAAUCUACACUUAUUUUCUUUCAGUAAUGUAUGUCAUAUAUUUAAUAUACAUAAGCAUAACAUAAAACAUAUUUGCUAUUUUUCGAAUGUUAUUAAGUCUAUGUUUAAAAUAGCAUACACAUUUUAUUUUUUAAUUAAGCACAAUAGUGUGUAAGAGUAUAUAAAUUCGACAAGUUUUAAAUUUUAUCAAAUAAUUAAUAUCAAAAAUAAUUUUUGUUUGCUAAAAAGUCAUUUGGACGUGUUUGUGAAGUUACUUUUGCAUUUGGACAUUCUUACUUGACAAAAUUCUUUUGUGAAAAAUGCGUGACUGGUGAUCAAGAUCUGUUUACUGUUGAAUUACUAAUCUUGUGAUUUAGAUUUUAUACUUCUUGUUCAAAACAAUUAAAAUUUAUUAGUAGAUUAUUAGAUGUUAGCUAUAUUUUCAAUGUCAUUGUAAAUAAAAUGCCAACUUGUUGAAA
This is a messenger RNA of Galleria mellonella (greater wax moth), 7282 nucleotides long. RefSeq names its product calcium/calmodulin-dependent protein kinase type 1. Gene Ontology annotation, biological process: protein phosphorylation. The transcript has 2 exons. Gene Ontology annotation, molecular function: ATP binding; calmodulin binding; calcium/calmodulin-dependent protein kinase activity. The record is from RefSeq and is a predicted model, not a curated record. Bases 160 to 1239 code for a protein of 359 amino acids. NCBI's taxonomy places the organism in Eukaryota, Metazoa, Arthropoda, Insecta, Lepidoptera, Pyralidae.